This is a messenger RNA of Cuscuta campestris, 2611 nucleotides long. The record is from the annotation of a GenBank genome assembly. Lineage: Eukaryota; Viridiplantae; Streptophyta; Magnoliopsida; Solanales; Convolvulaceae.
AGCUCACGUUUUCUCCAUUGCCCAUUUCCGAACCACCCCAUCAUGGCAACGACCCUGGUUUUACAGACCAAGAAAGUGAGAGAGAGAGAGAGAGAUUAAGACGGGAGAGAGUUUGAGUUCUUGAAGGAACCCCCAGCUAAGACAGCAUCAGCAUACCACGCUGUCCUCUUCUCCCUCAGAUUAGUGUUCAUUUCCACCGAUAAUCUCACGAUUUUCCGUUUUUUCCACCGCUCUUCACUUACUUCUUAUACUGCUUCCAUCCCCAUUCAUCACCCACAGGCAAGUUCUUUGCAGUCUCGCAGACAUUAAGAGGAUAUAGAUGGCUCCGGAAGGUCAUUCUAGCCUUGAAUCACCAAGGAGAAGAUCUGGGCUACUAAGAGAUCAAGUCCAGAUAGUGAAAAGAAGGGAUUGUGAUCGUUAUGAGAUUGUCCCAAUUCAAGACACACUGUCAUUUGAGAAGGGAUUCUUCGUUGUGAUCCGAGCAUGCCAAUUGUUGGCUCAAAAGAACGAGGGAAUAACUUUAGUGGGAGUGGCUGGUCCGUCUGGUGCUGGAAAGACUGUGUUUACUGAAAAGAUUAACCACUUCAUGCCUAGCAUCCCUGUCAUUAACAUGGACAACUAUAACGAUCCAACUCGCAUUAUCGAUGGCAACUUUGAUGAUCCUCGCUUGACGGAUUAUGGAACUUUACUUGAGAAUAUCCAUGGCCUAAAAGCUGGAAAGCCUGUUCAAGUUCCUAUAUAUGACUUUAAGUCGAGUUCUCGUAUUGGAUACAGGACGGUUGAAGUUCCUAGUUCUCGAGUAGUAAUCAUUGAAGGGAUUUAUGCUCUGAGUGAAACACUGCGGCCUUUGAUUGAUCUUCGUGUCUCGGUCACCGGUGGAGUGCACUUUGACCUUGUAAAACGGGUUCUUAGGGAUAUUCAGCGUGUUGACCAAGAACCAGAAGAAAUCAUCCAUCAAAUCUCCGAAACGGUCUAUCCAAUGUACAAGGCUUUUAUCGAACCAGAUCUAAAGACAGCCCAUAUAAAAAUCAUCAACAAGUUUAAUCCGUUCUCUGGUUUUCAGAACCCCACUUAUGUUUUGAAGUCUUCGAGGACUGUUUCCGUGGAUCAGAUCAAAGCUGUUCUUUCCACGGAACAAAAAGAAACCACAGAGGAAACAUAUGAUAUUUUUCUGCUGCCGCCUGGCGAAGAACCUGAAGCUUGUCAAUCAUAUCUGAGGAUGAGGAACAGGGAUGGCAGAUACACUCUCAUGUUCGAGGAAUGGGUGAAGGAUAUGCCUUUCAUAAUAUCGCCAAGAAUCAGUUUUGAAGUCAGCGUGCGCCUUCUUGGCGGGUUGAUGGCCUUAGGCUACAGCAUUGCCUCUAUCUUGAAAAGGAAUAGUCACGUCUUCUCCGAUGACAAAGUUUGUGUCAAAAUUGAUUGGUUGGAGCAACUGAACCGCCACUAUGUUCAGGUGCAAGGAAAAGACCGUUUGUAUGUCAAACACAUCGGUAUGCAGCUGGGACUGGAUGGUUCAUAUGUUCCCCGCACUUACAUCGAGCAAAUUCAAGUGGAAAAGCUUGUGAAUGAUGUUAUGGCUUUGCCAGCUGAUCUAAAGACAAAACUAAGCAUUGAUGAUGAUGCGGCAGCCUUGAGCCCCAAAGAGGCUUUGUCUCGAGCCUCUGCUGAUAGGAGAAUGAAGUUUCUUAACCGUGGGAUGUCGCUCUCAUUUUCAACUCAGCGCGAGAAACAUAUCAGCAAACUGGCAAAGCUUGCAGUAAAUAACAGGAGAUAUGAUGGACGAACUCCUGAUUCGCCAGUAGUUGCUAACCAGGGUGCAAUCGCUCACCUCUGUGAACAGAUCUCUACCCUGACAGAGCGAAUGGACGAGUUCACAUCUCGGUUGGAAGAGAUAAACACAAAAAUGUCAGCAAGGAGUUUCCCUCCCAGCGAACAAAAUGCGACGGUUUUUUCAGAAGUAAUGAGCAAUGGCUCCGUGCCUAGCUCUCUUUUUGUAGCUGGUCCCGGCAACAGCUCGUUGACUGGGGGUUCCAUGUUGCGUCACUCAUCUUCUUCUUCUCAAUUGACCAGGGACUCUCUCAUGGAAGAAGUGGUUGCAGUUGGGAGAGGGCAGCGGCAGAUCAUGCAUCAGAUGGACAUAUUGAGCAACGCGGUGCGGGAGAGAUAUGGAGAGAGGGCUCAGCAAGAGAGGACGUCGGGAAGGAUGGGAGAGAUUGAAGCCAUUGGAGUUCCAUUGCUGCUCAGCUUGGCUGUUGGUGGCAUGGGUAUCUUCUUGCUCAGAACCCUGUCAUCUUAAAAAAUCUCUGUGCUGACUGACCCAGCAUGAUGAUGAUAAUGAUGAUGUGCAGAAAAGAGGGCUGCAAGUGUGUUUUUUUACUUGAAUAAAUAAUGUUAAGAAAAAUGUGUACCUUUUUCUGUGUUGGUAAAUAAUUAAAUAAAUGUAAAUACCGGGAAGGGGUUAUUUAAUUUAUUCUUCUUUUAUGUGUAAAAACUGCAACCCUUGUAAUGUAUGUGUAUUUACUAAGCCUUAUUUGUCUAUAUAUAAAGGUCCCGUUUGGCAACAACUUUUGCAUUUAGCUUUAGAAUUUUGAAAAAAAUUAUCUGGUGCUAU